AUGGGUGAAGAUAUUUCUGAAGCAUAUCCGAGUUGGAGGUUAUUCUUUGUUGGAGCGGAAAAUCAUCAAGGAAGAGGUAUUGGAGCAGUCUUAGUGUCAGAAUCUGGUCAAUACAAGCCUAUGGCGGCUAAACUCCAAUUUAACUGCACGAACAACAUGGAUGAAUAUGAAGUUGUAUCCUCGGUAAAGGAGCAGACAAUACAUUGUUUCCAUGUUGAAGCAGAACCAGAUGGUUUGCCACGGUAUUUUGAUAUCAAGAAAUAUUUAGAGUCCGCAACUGAUCUUGAAAAUGUGACAUUUAACAAGAAGAAGUCGCUACGCCGUUUGGCCCUCAACUUCUUUCUAAGUGGGGAAGUCCUUUAUAGGAGUACUCCAGAUUUGGGUCUUCUCAGAUGUAUCGAUGCUGUUGAAGCUGCAAAGCUUAUCAAAACGAUACAUCCUGGAGUUUGUGGCACGCACAUGAAUGGACCCACUUUGGCAAGGAAGAUCCUUCGAUCCGGUUAG
This is a messenger RNA of Solanum pennellii, 504 nucleotides long. RefSeq lists its product as uncharacterized. NCBI's taxonomy places the organism in Eukaryota, Viridiplantae, Streptophyta, Magnoliopsida, Solanales, Solanaceae. The record is from RefSeq and is a predicted model, not a curated record. Bases 1 to 504 code for a protein of 167 amino acids. The transcript is spliced from 2 exons.